Lampris incognitus (smalleye Pacific opah) is the source of this 2425-nucleotide messenger RNA. It is a transcript of the gene adck2, whose product is annotated as aarF domain containing kinase 2. Gene Ontology annotation, cellular component: mitochondrion. The transcript has 8 exons. Lineage: Eukaryota; Metazoa; Chordata; Actinopteri; Lampriformes; Lampridae. The record is from RefSeq and is a predicted model, not a curated record. Bases 257 to 2101 code for a protein of 614 amino acids.
ACGGUUACAUUUCUGCUGCAACGCUUGCGUCGCAGUACCACGCGCGCCCUGCCAAUGUGCUGGCGACAACUCGUGUAUGUGUCAUAAUAAUCAUAAUCAUACAGUAGUUCUAGUCCGGAGGCGGCUUUGGGCUUUUUAUGAAGCAGAUCCUCCGCACAAGCCAUGACUUGGCACAGAACAGGUCGGCCGACCCCAAGACGAGCUUCUUUAUUCGGAUGAACUCACCUGGACCGAGUCGUGACCCCUGACGUUGGCCAUGGCUGUGUUCGGUGCAAGAGCGAUCAUUCUGAAUCUGAGGCGUUCUGCUGGGAAAGCGGGGGUCUUCACCAAAACCGCCUUCCGUCCCCACUCCAGGGCGCGUCUCCAUGGAGAGGGACCGCUUUUCACUCGGGUGCCGAAAGUGACGCUGCUGUUCUGGAGCGCGGUCGGCGUCGACAGCUGCGCGGCCACACGCCAGGAAACCGGCCUGUCGCCCCUGAUCUCGGACAGGAAGUCCGUCGCCAAAGUCCGGGUGCACAGACUCGUCUUUCUCCUGCGCCUGAGCCUUCGCGCUUUGGUGCUGCUCCUCAAAUUUGGCCCGCUCCUCCUCCUCUCCCCCCUGACGGUGGUCUCCUCGCGCUUUGCCUCGCGCUGGCUGGAUGCUCUGCUGUGGGUCACCGAGACCUCUGGCCCGACUUUCAUCAAGCUGGGCCAGUGGGCCAGCACCAGGAGAGACGUCUUCUCCCAGGACUUCUGCGAUCGCUUUUCCAGGCUCCACGUCAGGGUACGCUCCCACUCCUGGACCCACACCAAACAGUGUCUCAGCCGGGCUUUCGGCGACAGCUGGAGGUCGUGGUUUGUGUUUGAAGGCAAAGAGCCAGUGGGUUCCGGAUGCGUUGCCCAGGUGUACCGAGGCUGGGUCAGGGUGGACAGUGUGGACGACUUGGCUUUCCAGACACUGGUGGAAGAGAUGGAAAGAGAGGACCCGAUGGAGGCCUGGGAGAUCCCUGGUCUGGGAGGCAUAGCCAGCUCCCUGUGGGGGAUCUGGAAGAGUAAAGGUGAGGAGGAAACGCAUGAGAGGAGUCACUCGGAGCGCCAGCAUGAGAACCACGCAGAGAAGGAGCAUUUGAUACCCGUGGCUAUCAAGGUGCUCCACCCGGGCAUCAGGAGACAGGUGGAAAUAGACCUGCUGCUGAUGAGAGCUGGCAGCUGGUUCCUGCACUGCCUGCCGGGCCUGAAAUGGCUCAGUCUGCCGGAGAUAGUGGAGGAGUUUGAGAAGCUCAUGACCAAACAGAUCGAUCUUCGCUUCGAGGCCAGGAACAUCGAACGUUUUCGGGAGAAUUUCAAGGAUGUGGAUUUCGUCAAAUUCCCAACUCCACUAAGACCAUUCAUCACCAGGACCAUCCUAGUGGAGACCUUUGAGGAGAGCGAGCCCAUAUCCCACUACCUGAGCUCCGAGGUGCCGGAGGAGGUGAAACGGAGAAUAGCCCGGAUGGGGGUGGAAACCCUGCUGAAGAUGGUGUUCGUGGAUAACUUCGUCCAUGGGGACCUCCACCCGGGGAACAUCCUGGUCCAGUGUCGGGGGGUCAGGGACAGUUCCGGUGGGAGCAGUGGUACCUUCGGGGGACCCCAGGGCAAGGCCACGCUCACCGACCUGUGGGACACGGUGGUAGUCAGUAUCCGGCCGGACCCGGCUCCUCUCCAGCUGGUGCUGCUGGACGCAGGCAUUGUAGCCCAGCUCAGCGACCGCGACCUCGCCAACUUCAAGGCCGUCUUUACCGCCGUGGUGCAGCGGCAGGGUGAGCGGGUGGCCGAGCUGAUCCUGCACCACGCCAGAGCUAACGAGUGCCGAGACGUCCCGCGCUUUAAGAGGGAGAUGGCACAGCUGGUGGACCAAGCCCUCAGCAACACCCUCUCCCUUGGAAAGAUCCAGGUGGCCGACUUGCUCUCUCGAGUCUUCGGCCUGCUCAUCACACACAAGGUAAAACUGGAGAGUAACUUUGCCUCCAUCGUGUUCGCCAUCAUGGUGCUGGAGGGCCUGGGCAGGUCCCUGGACCCCGACUUGGACAUCCUGGAGCUGGCCAAGCCCCUGCUGCUCAAGAACUGUGCCUCAGUACUCUGACAAACACACACACACUCCCCGAAAAACACUCACCGAGGUAUGAAAACAUACCCGUCCUGACUUCUGUUUCACCAUUUGCCAUGUUGACCCUGGGCAAACCCUGACGCUAGCUUAAAUUAUUUUUUAGAGUUUUGAUGUUUUCGAGUUUUAUUGGAAAAUACCUGGAAAUUUUAAUAGCUUAGACAGACCUUUAUUCUUUUAAAUUAACGAGAAAGUGGAUUGGACCGGGAUCUUGAAUUGGGCUCUGGACUGUCCAACCCAACAGGCCAGUGCACAGGGCCAAAUUCAGGAUCCAAACCCAACUUUUUAAUAAAUCAUGAACAU